Molecule: messenger RNA, 2787 nt
Organism: Dryobates pubescens (Downy woodpecker)
Lineage: Eukaryota; Metazoa; Chordata; Aves; Piciformes; Picidae
Gene: ADAMTS14
Product: ADAM metallopeptidase with thrombospondin type 1 motif 14
Exons: 19
Coding region: 1-2787 (928 amino acids)
Biological process (GO): extracellular matrix organization; proteolysis
Cellular component (GO): extracellular matrix
Molecular function (GO): metalloendopeptidase activity
Source: RefSeq, a predicted model, not a curated record
AUGGGUGCCCCUGGCUCCGUGGGUGCCCCGGGUGCAUGGGUGGCCCUGGCUGCGUGGGUGCCCCGGGUGCGUGGGUGCCCCCGGGUGCGUGUGUGCCCCGGGUGCGUGGGUGCCCCUGGCUGCGUGGGUGCCCCGGGUGCAUGGGUGCCCCUGGCUGCGUGGGUGCCCCGGGUGCGUGGGUGCCCUGGCUGCGUGGGUGCCCCGGCUGCGUGGGUGCCCCGGGUGCGUGGGUGCCCCCGGUCGGUCAGCCUGAUCGAGCGUGGGAACCCCUCGCGCAGCCUGGAGCAGGUGUGCCGCUGGGCGCACGCGCAGCAGCGCUCCGACCCCGCGCACGCCGAGCACCACGACCACGCCGUGUUCCUCACCAGGCAGGACUUCGGGCCCGCAGGCUAUGCGCCGGUGACGGGGAUGUGCCACCCGCUGCGCAGCUGCACCCUCAACCACGAGGAUGGCUUCUCCUCAGCCUUUGUUGUUGCCCAUGAGACUGGCCAUGUGCUAGGCAUGGAGCACGACGGGCAGGGCAACCGCUGCGCCGACGAGACCAGCAUGGGGAGCAUCAUGGCGCCGCUGGUGCAGGCUGCCUUCCACCGCUACCACUGGUCCCGCUGCAGCAAGCAGGAGCUCAGCCGCUACCUCCACUCCUACGACUGCCUCUUGGAUGACCCUUUUGAGCACCAGUGGCCUACCUUGCCAGAGCUGCCGGGCAUCAACUACUCCAUGGAUGAGCAGUGCCGCUUCGACUUCGGCGUGGGCUACAAAACGUGCACAGCAUUCCGCACCUUUGACCCCUGCAAGCAGCUGUGGUGCAGCCACCCAGACAACCCUUACUUCUGCAAGACCAAGAAGGGGCCCCCGCUGGAUGGGACCGAGUGCUCUCCAGGCAAGUGGUGCUUCAAGGGUCACUGCAUCUGGAAGACCUCAGAGCAGCCUUACAGCCAGGAUGGCAGCUGGAGCUCCUGGUCCAAGUUUGGCUCGUGCUCCAGGACCUGUGGGGGCGGCGUGCGCUCGCGCAGCCGGAGCUGCGACCACCCACCCCCGGCGUAUGGCGGCCGCCCCUGCCCGGGAGCCACCUACGAGUACCAAGUGUGCAGCACCGAGGAGUGCCCAGGGCCCUUCCAGGACUUCCGUGCCCAGCAGUGCUCCAAGCGCAACUCCUACUACACCCACCAGAGCAGCAAGCACUCCUGGCUGCCCUAUGAGCAUCAUGAUGAUGCUCAGAAGUGUGAGCUGAUCUGCCAGUCUGAGGGGACAGGGGCCGUGGUCUUCAUGAAUCAGGUUGUGCACGACGGUACUCGCUGCAGCUACCGAGACCCCUACAGCGUCUGCGUGCGGGGAGAGUGUGUGCAUGUUGGCUGUGACAAGGAGGUUGGCUCCCUGAAGCAGGAUGACAAAUGUGGGGUCUGCGGGGGGGACAACUCCCACUGCCGGACGGUGAAGGGCACGCUGGCCAAGACCCCCAAGCAGCCAGCAGGUGUUUUGAAGAUGUUUGAGAUUCCAGCUGGGGCAAGGCACCUUCAGAUAGAAGAAAUAGAGCCAGCAUCCCACAGCAUUGCUGUGAAGAAUCAAGCCACAGGUAACUUCAUCCUUAAUGGCAAGGGCAGAGAAGCCAAAAGCCAAGUGUUCAUUGAGAUGGGCUUGGAGUGGGAAUACACAGUUGAACAUGGCAAGGAGAGCCUGAAAACCAGUGGUCCUCUGCAUGAGGCCAUCAGUGUUUUGGUCAUCCCUCAGGAGGAGGAGGUGAGGAGCAGCCUGAUGUACAAGUACAUCAUCCAUGAAGACCUGCUGCCCAUGAUUGGGAACAACAACAUCCUGCUUGAGGAGAUGGAUUCUUAUGAGUGGGCCCUCAAGAGCUGGUCUCAGUGCUCCAAGGCCUGUGGAGGAGGCAUCCAGUACACCAAGUACGGCUGCCGGCGGAGGAGCGACAGCCGCAUGGUGCACAGGAACUUCUGCGACCACAGCAAGAAGCCGAAGCCCAUCCGGCGCCGCUGCAACCCCCAGGAGUGCUCCCAGCCCAUGUGGGUGGCAGAGGAGUGGGGCUCCUGCAGCAGGUCCUGCGGCAAGCUGGGGGUGCAGGCGCGGGCGGUGCAGUGCGUGCAGCGCCUGCGGGACGGCACCAACCGCACCCUGCACACCCGCAACUGCCCCGGGCAGCGCCCCGAGGCCCGGCGGCCCUGCGCCCGCGCCCCCUGCCCCGCACAGUGGAGGACCGGCGCCUGGUCGGAGUGCUCGGCCAGCUGCGGGGAGGGCGUCCAGCAGCGGCAGGUUGUGUGCAAGGGCAGCGAGAGCGGCGGGCGCUGCGAGGGCGACAAGCCGGAGGCCGUCCAGGGCUGCCGCCUGGCCCUGUGUCCCGGGAAGCUCUCUGGCAUCACCACCGGCGCCGAUUCCGAUGACCACAGCACAUCCAAAGGGCAGCAGGUGCCCCAGGAGGGAGCCCCAAACCCUGUCAGCAAGGUCUCCUCCAGGGAGCUUUGCCUGGGGGACAAGUCCAUCUUCUGCCAGAUGGAGGUCCUGGCUCGCUACUGCUCCAUCCCUGGCUACAACAAGCUGUGCUGCGAGUCCUGCGGCAGGAAAGCCUCCUCCGCCUCCGGCUCGCCCCCCACCGCGGGCCCCAGCGCUGCCCCGGCCACCCACGGGCCCAGCCCCUCCCUGCCUCUCUCCCCUGGCCCCACCGUCCCUGCCCGGGGACCCCCCGGGGACCCCACCCCACUGCCCGGGGCCGGAGGGGUUCCUGGCUCCAGGGGGCUGCCGGCCCCCAGCGAGCCGGCCAGGGGCCAAGCCUCCAGGUAA